UCCGAUUAUGAGUAUUAAUGCUUGAUGAUUUCCAUGGUUGAGUAUUACUAAUAUUUAUUUCUUUGUUUCUAGUAUUAGCAUGGGCAAUUAUACCAGUAGAGUUCGGACAAAACUUUGGCUUGUAUGAGUUCCGAUCAUGGCGGUUGCUUUGCAUGGUGUAUGCAUCAAUCUUCAUCUUGGCCGCAGGACUCUUAUCCUUCGGGCCAGAGAGUCCAAAGUACCUCGUCUCCCAAGGAAAACAUGAUGAGGCUCUACAAGUACUGAGGACGAUGUAUGCGGCGAAUAAAGGAAAAUCGCCUGAAGAUUUUCCUAUAAAAUCUCUGAAAAUACCAGAUGAACCAGAAAGAAGUAAAGUUAGUUUCUUGAAAUCUUUAAGAGUUCAGAGUGUGCCGCUGAUGACUCCACCUCUCGUCAAGUGGUUGCUGCUCAACGGAUUUUUACUUUUUGGAAUAUUCAAUGUAUUGAAUGGUCUGUGGAUGUGGGUACCCGACGUAUUAAACAGAGUUCUAUCUGACGGUGGCGAGGCGAGUAUGACCGCGUGUGACAUUAUAGCGUUAGGACAGAACGCAACUGUACAAGAGGGCGAAUGCAACGACACUAUAAACACGAUUACAUAUCAGAUAAAUGCUAUAGCAUCAGUUUGUGGUGCUCUCAUAGCUUUAGCAGCGAGUAUUGCAGUAAAGUGUAUAGGGAAAAGGUGGUUGAUUUUCGCAACAUUCACAGUGAUCGGUGUGUUUAAUAUCCUAAUAAACGUGACCACCCAGCAGCUAUUGUUCGCUGCGUUAUUGUCGUCUCUGUUACUCUCCGCACUAGCUAUUGGUCCCAUCAACGCUUACAGUGUGGAACUAUUUCCAACGAACUUGAGAGGGAUGGCGGUCAGUUUAUCUAUGAUGAUAGGAAGAUCGGGCUCAAUAGUCGGCGCCAACCUAACAGGAGUUAUGAUAAAUUCGACAUGCGAAGGAAUGUUCUAUAUGUUCGGAUCACUCAUGUUGUUUUGCGCUCUACUGUCAUUUAUACUACCAAGAUCAAGAUCUACAGUUCCUCCGAAAAAGGAAGAGUUUGUAACUAAAUUAUAAUAGUCAUAGACUUAAUUUAGACUUUUUUACCUCAAUUAGGUAUGAAGAAAUCGAGCAUAGGUACGUGACAUUUCUAUUUCUCAAGUGAAAUAGAUCGUCGCGCUUUCUUGGAAGAUUCCCGUAAAAUAAAACUAUUGAAAUUUUUAUUAAAACAGCUGAUUAUUUUUUAUAGAUACAGUAAAGAUUUAUUCCAAAGAAAAUAAAUAAUUUGUUAUUAUUAUUGGUAA
This is a messenger RNA of Diatraea saccharalis (sugarcane borer), 1303 nucleotides long. Lineage: Eukaryota; Metazoa; Arthropoda; Insecta; Lepidoptera; Crambidae. The record is from the annotation of a GenBank genome assembly.